AAUGGGGCGCAAUGCAGUUGUGCUACAAAGGUACCAUAUGAUGGGUGCAGGAGCCUGACAUUCUGGGCCACACCAAAACCUGCGAUAUAUAUAGCCUGAUUACUGUGGAACCAAGGUGCCUUGACUCUCCGUCAAUUGAGAGUUACCAGGUGAUAUGGGAGCCAUGUCUACUUGGAAAGUCUGGAUCACAGGUGUCUUCCUUGCUGUCUUCUUGACGGAUAGGCUCACCAACGCUAUUGCAUUUCGUCGGGAGAACAUUACCACUACACUAGGGCCGCAGCUUUCCAACGGUGCGCAAAUCAUCCUACCACAUAAUGCAGGCUUCGUGCAGGCCACCCAGAGAUGGUCUCUUUUCGACCCUCCCCAUUUCACAGCCGUCGUCGAGGUGGGAACAGAGGAAGAUAUUGCAACAACAGUCAAGUUUGCCAACAAGAACAACAUCCCCUUCCUCGCAGUGACCGGUAGCCACGGUACCAUAGCCUGCCUUGGAAAAUUCAAUGGCAUCGAGAUUAGGAUGCGCAAGCUCAACUCUACUGUCAUCUCAGAGGAUGGAAAAACAGCUACCUUUGGUGGUGGCAAAAGAUCUGGCGAGGUUAUCGAGGCACUGUGGGCAGCUGGCAAGCAGACGGUGUCGGGAAUUUGCGAAUGCACAGGCUUCCUAGGCCCAGCUCUGGGAGGGGGCCACGGUGUCCUUCAGGGAAAGUAUGGCAUUGCCUCUGACCAAUUUGUCUCAAUGCGCAUGGUGACUGCCGACGGAGCCAUUCGCGAGGUAUCUUCUUCGGGUCCGAACUCUGACCUAUGGUGGGCUAUGCAAGGUGCCGGACAUAAUUUUGGGAUUGUGACGUCUAUAACUUCCAAAGUCUACGAUGUGCCUGAUGGUGGCUUGUGGUCUUAUGAGACUUAUGUUUUCAGUUACGACAAAGUCGAAGCCGUCUUUGAGACCAUCAAUUGGCUUGCUCAGCACCAACCUCCUGGCAUGUUCAAUCGGGAUGUCAUUUAUCGCAAUCCAAGUGUAGACCCCAAGAAUCCAAUCCUGCAGGUCGACCUUCUCCAAGAGAGCGUCUCUGCCGUCGCCCCCAAUUUUACCAGCCCGUUCCGAAAGCUUGGUCCUAUGUCUGUCGGGUCCGGCUCAGGAACGUACAAGGAUAUCCCCAAAUGGACUGGUGUGAACUUUAAUUCUAUAGCUUGCAAUGUCGCAGAUACCUCCAAAAUCCGCUUCCCAAUUGGGCUUGUCUCUUACAAUGCCACCGCGCAGCAGGCUCUUAUGGACACUUUCUCCCAAGUUAUCGGGCCGGACUCUCCGUUCAAUGUGUCCCAAGUCUUGUUCGAGGGGUACUCAAUGUAUGGCGUCAAAGCUGUGCCGGACAAUGCUACGGCGUUUCCGCAUCGAGGAGACAAUCAACUCGUCACUGUUGCUAUGGUGAAUGCACCACGCCCGGAGCUGGAUGCCCAAGCCGUUCGGAUUGGCAACAAAUUGAGACAGGUACUUCUUGAAGGCAGCGGAUCUACUGAGCUGCAUGCAUACGUGAACUAUGCAGCUGGGACGGAGUCCCUUCAGAACCUGUAUGGCUUUGAGCCAUGGAGACUGAAGAGGCUGAAGGAGUUGAAGGCGAAAUAUGACCCGCAGGACAGGUUUGGUUACUACGCGCCGAUUCCUGUGUAGUGCUUCUUGUGCCACUAAUAUGGUUAUUAAUUUUCUUCUUCUUUCCUUUCUGACUCUCGUUUGCUUAUUUGCAUGAGUCAUUUCUCUGGAACAGGACUUGCCUGAUGUGAUACU
Messenger RNA from Aspergillus ibericus CBS 121593, 1777 nucleotides. Its product is annotated as FAD-binding oxidoreductase. The transcript has 4 exons. Lineage: Eukaryota; Fungi; Ascomycota; Eurotiomycetes; Eurotiales; Aspergillaceae. The record is from RefSeq and is a predicted model, not a curated record. The coding region runs from base 155 to 1663 and encodes 502 amino acids. Gene Ontology annotation, molecular function: oxidoreductase activity; FAD binding.